Molecule: messenger RNA, 1158 nt
Organism: Cryphonectria parasitica EP155
Lineage: Eukaryota; Fungi; Ascomycota; Sordariomycetes; Diaporthales; Cryphonectriaceae
Product: family 28 glycoside hydrolase
Exons: 2
Coding region: 1-1158 (385 amino acids)
Biological process (GO): carbohydrate metabolic process
Molecular function (GO): polygalacturonase activity
Source: RefSeq, a predicted model, not a curated record
AUGCUCUUCCCAGCUGCAGUCCUUGCUGCUACGGCGUCUUCCUGCACCCCCACGGCCGGAGGCAGCAGCUCCACGGACGAUGUGGCGGCCAUCGAGUCAGCCAUCGCCGACUGCCCCUCCGGAACGAUCGUGAUCCCAGCCAGCACAACCUACUACGUCAACUCGGAGCUCUCCUUCGACGGCUGCGCGGGCUGCACCUUCGAGGUCGAAGGAACCCUGUUGGUCUCGGACGACACGGACUACUGGAACGGCAAGACAGCCGUGUUUCUGGCGCAGGACAUCGACGGGCUGACCGUCACGUCCACGAGCGGCGACGGCGUCUUUGACGGCAACGGCCAGGCCUCGUGGGACCUCUUUGCCGAGGACAGCUCGUACGCCCGCCCGACGCUCUUCUACGUCGAUGGCAGCACCAACGUCGCCAUCUCGAACCUGCUGUUCAAGAACGCGCCCAACGUCUUCCACUCCUCAACCGGCGGCUCCAGCAACGUGGUGUACACCGACAUCACGCUCUCGGCCAUUAGUACUAGCGACAAUGAGCCCAAGAAUACCGACGGCUGGGACAUUGGUCAGUCGACCUACGUGACCAUCAACGGCGCGUCUGUUCUGAACGACGAUGACUGCGUCGCCUUCAAGCCUGGUGCGAGCUACGUCGAGGUCUACGACAUCACCUGCAACGGGAGCCACGGCAUCAGCGUCGGCAGCCUGGGGUCUUCGGCCGGCACCACAGACACCGUCGAGAACAUCUACGUCAGCGGAGCGACCAUGAUCUCGUCGACCAAGGCAGCGGGCCUGAAGCUGUACCCUGGUGGAGACGACUACGGCUCUGCCGUGGUCUCGAACGUGACUUUCGAGGACUUUGUGAUCGACAGCUCCGACUACGCCUUCCAGGUGCAGAGCUGCUACGAUGGCGAUGCGGACUACUGCGCCGAGUACCCGAGUACCGCUCAGAUCACCGACCUGGUAGUCAAGGGCUUCUCCGGCACGACGAGCACUGCCUACUCGCCCGUCAUUGCCAACAUCGACUGCCCCGCUGAUGGGACUUGUGGCAUCACCAUGUCUGACAUGACGGUAGAGGCGCCCAGCGGAACAACUGAGUACCUGUGCGCCAACACGCCCAGUGAUCUUGGUGUGACUUGCACUGACGGUGCGAGCGGUUGA